CACACACGAGUGAACGAGCAAAGAAACCAAAAGCCAAACAUUUGGUCUAUUUCAGUAGAAAAGUAAAGUUAAAGACUACUUCGGAAGUCGCUGGUUUAACUUCAUGUUUAACAGCCCAGUCUAACUUAACGUUAACGCUAAAUUAACGUUAGCUUAAGUCCGGUAACUUUCAACGUUAAAAUGCCGUCCCGUGUUGAGGAUUACGAGGUGUUGUUUACUAUCGGCACAGGCUCCUAUGGAAAAUGCCAGAAAAUAAGACGGAAGCCUGACGGGAAAAUCCUCCUGUGGAAGGAGCUGGACUAUGGCACCAUGGCGGAGAGUGAGAAGCAGAUGCUGGUGUCAGAGGUGAACCUCCUGAGGGAGCUCAAGCACCCGAACAUAGUGCGAUACUACGACCGCAUCAUAGACCGGACUAACGCAAUGUUGUACAUUGUCAUGGAGUACUGUGAAGGUGGGGACCUGUCCAGCGUCAUCACCCGGUGCAUCAAGGAAAGGCGUUAUGUGGAGGAGCAGUUUGUCCUGCGUGUCAUGGCACAGCUCACGUUGGCCCUGAAGGAGUGCCACAGACGCAGUGAUGGCAGGGCAACGGUUCUUCAUCGAGACCUGAAGCCAGCGAACAUCUUCCUCGACAUCAGACAGAAUGUGAAGCUCGGAGACUUUGGCCUGGCAAGGAUCCUGAACCACGACACCAGUUUUGCAAAGACAUUCGUCGGGACACCUUACUACAUGUCUCCAGAGCAAAUGGACCGGAUGUCAUACAACGAGAAAUCCGAUAUUUGGUCACUUGGGUGUUUGCUGUAUGAACUGUGUGCAUUAUCCCCUCCGUUUACUGCUUACAACCAGAAGGAACUGGCAGAGAAGAUCAGAGAGGGCAAGUUCAAAAGAAUCCCAUACCGAUACUCUGAAGAACUGAACACCUUACUCUGCAAAAUGCUCCACCUGAAGGACUACCUGAGGCCCUCGGUGGAGUCGAUUCUCCUGAGCAGCCUGUUGGCUGAUGCUGUUGCUGAGGAGCAGAAGAGGGCACAAGCGCGACUCCGAAGGAGGUCGGCAGACUCUGACUGUCCCCUUAACAGGCCGGCUGAAGCGAUACCCGCCUCUGCUGCAGAGCUGGGACUCAGGGAGCAGGCACUGCGUGACCGGGAAAAGGCGCUGAAGGAACGUGAGCAGAGGCUGGAGCAAAGAGAGCAGGAGCUUUGUGUUCGUGAGCGACUGUCAAACGAGAAGCUUGUGAGAGCAGAGAGCUUACUGAAGAUUUACAGCCGUCCACAGCAGCAGAGGGAUCUGACACCGUUCUAUGGCAAAGACAUAGAUGUGGAGAACGUCUCCCCUGGUAAGAAGAAGGUCCACUUUGCCGGUGAGAGCAAAGAGAACCAGCGGCCGUCGGACGGCCGUCGGAGUGUCGCAUCCCAGGAUCUGAUUUUCAGGAGGCUGCAGGCGGCCAAGCAGCGCGCUCAAACACUGAGUGAAGUGGAGAAGACCUGCCAGUUCAAGAGCAGGCAGAUACUGGGCAUCCGCUGAUCGUACGCGUAUCUCUGUUUGACUUGUGACUGAUAUGUGAAAGUGAGGAGUCAUAAUAACUGGAUCUAAAUUAAGCUUUAUUUAUGAUGUGUAUUGUAAUAUGUAUGUUAUUGCAAGCUUUGUAAUGUCUGUAGAUGGAUGUUGUGAUUGUCUAUGUACUGUAUAUU
Anarrhichthys ocellatus (wolf-eel) is the source of this 1688-nucleotide messenger RNA. RefSeq names its product NIMA-related kinase 2 (gene nek2). The transcript is spliced from 9 exons. The record is from RefSeq and is a predicted model, not a curated record. Lineage: Eukaryota; Metazoa; Chordata; Actinopteri; Perciformes; Anarhichadidae. Gene Ontology annotation, molecular function: protein kinase activity; ATP binding. Gene Ontology annotation, biological process: protein phosphorylation. Bases 181 to 1521 code for a protein of 446 amino acids.